Caenorhabditis angaria is the source of this 1035-nucleotide messenger RNA. The record is from the annotation of a GenBank genome assembly. Lineage: Eukaryota; Metazoa; Nematoda; Chromadorea; Rhabditida; Rhabditidae.
AUGGAAGAAGCAAAGGUGAGUGAUUAAGAGGUUUCUCGAUUAAUUUUCAACAUUUUACAGGUAAAAGGUUGGUGGGAAUUACCACGAGAAAUACGAGAAAUGAUAAUCAACGAAAUGAAUCUGGAAACACAUUGUCAAUUCAGGAAAUGCUCUUGGCAAUGUUAUAUAGAAUCAAUGAACUCAGAAAUCUUGACAAAUCAAACUUUCGAAAUCAAUUUAAGAAUGCGCAAAAACUUGAGAAUCUUUCGAUACGAGCUGAGAAUCACGAGAAAGAUGCCGACUUUUUUUGGACUGCCAACUCAUUUUCCAUGCACUUUGAGAUUCACAUCACUUCCCGAAAAAUAUACAAAAGUUGUAUGUCAAAAGUAUCGAGUAGGAGAUGCUCAAACUUGCUGGGAAACUAAAGAAAAAGGAAAACCUCUUGAUAUUGUGAUGGAUUACUUGAAGAAAUAUUUAUCAAGAUUUGAAAGAAUCACUGAUUGCAUUGAAAUAGAUGUAGAUUCCCAUUCAAUGUCAAGAAUUAUGGAAGAAAUCAAAAUUCGACACGCGAUGCAACUUAAAUCUUUCCUAAUUCAUCAAAACACUAAAAAAUGCAUGCUAGAAUCCGGAUUUAUUGAUUUCCAUCAACUCAAAGUUGUAUCAUUUUGCAUUCAAAUUCCCAAUACAAAAAUCGAUGUCGAUCAAUUAACCCAAUUGAAUGCGCAACAAAUUAUAAUUAAUAAAACAACAAUUUGGAAUGCUGAACAAAUUAAAAAACUGGCAGAUUAUUGGAUAACCGGCAGAAUCAAUCGAAAUACUCAAAUCAUUUUUAUUAAUGGUAAUUUCGAAGCCGAAGCUCGUAAUCCAAUCAUAAAUUCAAGAAAUAAGUAAGUUUUUCUUCAGAAGACUUGUAAUUAUAUUUGUAUUUUCAGAGCUCUUCCAUACAGCUACAAGUUGCCUGAUAAUGAAGAUCUCAAAAAAGGCGCAAAUAUCAGAAUUGGUGGAUUUGGCGUCGAAUUAUUUAUCCACACUCUCGAACAAUACGAGGAAUGGUGA